This is a messenger RNA of Bombina bombina (fire-bellied toad), 3909 nucleotides long. It is a transcript of the gene SFI1, whose product is annotated as SFI1 centrin binding protein. The transcript is spliced from 32 exons. Gene Ontology annotation, molecular function: phosphatase binding. The coding region runs from base 77 to 3769 and encodes 1230 amino acids. The record is from RefSeq and is a predicted model, not a curated record. Lineage: Eukaryota; Metazoa; Chordata; Amphibia; Anura; Bombinatoridae.
AGUGAAGCGCGGACAAUUGGGGGCAGAGUAAGGAACCCGGAACAUGGGAUGUAACUUAUGUAAGAGCACAUAGAAGAUGGAGAAAGCACCUAAAGGCCGGAAAAAUGCCACGAAAUCUGGUACAGUUAGACCCCAGGACAGAGGUUUGGUUCCUGUAGUCAAAGCACCUGGCAGUUUGCGCCCUCAUAAUGCCCGCUCCAUUCCUUACAGGGUCACCUACACUUGGAACCGGGGCGGCAGGCUGAAAGAGCUGCGAAUCAGACAUCUGGCCAGGAAGUUCUUUCAUCUGUGGGUGAGAAACACAUUUGGAAGAGUUCUUCUGUCUACAGCUAGGCAUCAUCAUAAUCGCAGGGUUUUGCGUCUCUGCUUUGGUAUCUGGAAAGAGGAGUGGUGGAUAUUGCGUAAAGAAUGGAAACUGAGUAUCCGAGCUGACUGCCACCACAGGUAUGUUCUGUAUAAUGUGUGUUUUCUGGCCUGGAGAAGUUAUCUUCUCAUUCAGCACAAGAAGAAACAAAAGCACAAUAUUGCAGAGAAUCAUGUAAAGAGACGGAUCUUGUGUCGUACAUGGCAGCAAUGGAUGGUCUAUGUGAAGAUCUGUCGUAUUAAGCAGCACAUGCUGUCGGAGGCUCUAGAGUUCAGGGAACAGAAAUACUUGAGAAAUGCUUUGCACUUGUGGGCAGUUCAGUUGCAGCGAAGACACACAGUCCGUGAGAUGGAAGAUCUGGCUCUGAAACACUGGGCUUUCAGCCUACAGAUUAGGGCAUGGCUGCAGUGGAGGGACUUUUUCCUUCAGACUGAAGAGGACAAGCAAAAGGAAGCUCAUGCAGUGAAACAUCACUGGUGCAGUAAGCUAAAGGCAUCGCUGCAAGCCUGGCUGUCUUACGUACAUUAUCGCCAGGAAAAGCAGAAGCAACACAAGCUGGCUUUACUUUUAUAUCAUCAACACCUUGCCCAGAGAUAUUUCUCAGAGUGGCACAGCAGCUUUGAGAGAGUUCGGAGUGUGCAAGCAGUGGAGGAACAUUGCAGAGGAUUGGCUACUCGCUGUGUCCUCCGUAGAACAUUUAUUCACUGGAAACAUUAUGUGCUGAAGCGUUCUGGGAAGACUCAUUUACAGAUAUUGGCGCAGGCACAUUACAGACGUCAUCUACUGAAGUUUGGCAUGGGUGCCUUAAAAAAGAACACCAGGUAUUCUCAGACAUGCCAUCAAAGGCGGCUUCAGGCUGUUCAACAGUACCGUGUUACACUGGUACUUCGGGCAUGGACUGUCUGGAAGUUUCGUAUGGAGCAGAAAGAGGAUCAGCAGCUGCUUACCCUUACUGUAGGAGCACAAACUCACUACAGAUCCGUUCUGAUGCAGAAAUGCUUUAGCACAUGGUUAAUGUACAGAGAAAAGAGGAAACUAAAGCAGGCAUCGCGCAGCACUGCAGACAGACACUAUGCGAAAUCCUUGCUGCCCCGCACCUUCCAGCAGUGGAAAUAUUGUCAUCGCCUUAAGCGGCACUGCAGAAAAAUGGAGGAACAUGCACUAAACUUUUACAGGCAAACUGUGCAAAGGAGAAUUCUGCUUACAUGGUGGACAAAACAUAACCUGCAGAAAGAGAAUAGGCUGGCCGAGAGAUUGUCCAUCCUACAUUACAACUGGAGGCUUGCAGAGAGGUACUGGUGCACAUGGAAGGAACAAACGGAGUCACGUCAAGCAGAGCAGGAGGCGGAAAAGGUGGCUGCUGUGUACUGUUGGCGGCGCCAGUUGCUGACAGCCCUGUACACAUGGCAGGAAAAUGUUCAGGAAAUUAAAGCAAGGAGGAUCAGAGAGGAACAAGCCUCAUGCCACUACUGCCAGUGCUGCGUGCAAAAAGCCUGGCGUCACUGGAGAACGUUUGUGCUUCAUGGACGUAUGAAGAGGCAAAAACAACUCUCUGCUGAUCGUCACUACUGUCACUGCCUGCUCACACGAGUUUUUGGUGCAUGGAAGCAUUAUCACAGAGAUACACAGAAUAUUUUGCAAAUUGUAAAGGAAAAGGAGAAACAGCAACAAUCUUUCAUCCUUCAUGCUGCACUGUGCACUUGGAGGACAAAUGCAGAAGUUCAGGCCAUGAAUAGAAAGCAGGAAGUUGAAGCUGCACUGCACUAUAGGGAUAAAACCCUUUCUCAGGUUUUACAGGCGUGGAGAGACGCUGCAUCUAUACGAGCAUAUUAUAGAGAGCAGAAAGCUGAAGCUGUUAGAGAUGCAGCCGUUUGUCUACAGAGAGAAAGACUCAGAUGCUUUUUUUUGUAUUGGAAAGAACUCGGCAAUAGAAGUGCAAAACUAAGAAUUAAAAUGGAGACAGCAACAAUGCACCAUGGGAGAGUUCUCCUGAGCAAGUUUGUUAAAAAAUGGAAAAUGUAUCAUGACCAAUGCAUACGGAAAAAGUUGUUGCAGCUUCAGGAAGACUGGUUUGCUAAACGUAGACUCACCCACUCAUCCUUCAGGCAGUGGCAGCAGAUGGUGGUGGAGAAGCAACGACAGGAUAAGCUGACCGUGCAAGCCUUGUGGCAUUGGUCUUUUACACUGAAAGGAAAGGUGUUAGAUGGCUGGCUGGAGUAUACAUGGGAGCGCAGAAGGAGGAAGAGUCGCAUCACUGAUGCAGUAGAGGUGUAUCGUGCUGACCUGAUGCAAGAAGGGGUCACCAGGAUUCUACGUUACAUGUCUGGAAUGAAACAGUUUAGAUCUCAACUCAUCACUCAGCACCAAGUAAAGGAAGUGUAUACACAGCACCUUGCAGCACGUCGCUGUGCUAUGAUCUGGAAAGAAAAGGUUUUCAGGAAGAGAUCUCUGCCACCAAAUCAGAAGAAAAAAGUGACCUUCCAGACACCGUGCCUAGAUGUGCAAGCUGAGACUUCUUUGCCAGCACAACAAUUUGUCAAAAAUAAAGUGCCUCCUGCUCCUCUGGCCACGGGAGAACCUGUCCUGAGCACAAUUAGCACGCUGCGCUCAGAACGACUCAAACCCCGUAGCCCAGAAUUUCUUCAGCAGUCAUUGGAGAGAGAAGGACUACUGAGUACUGUUCUCAGCUGCUGCAUCAGAACAGACUAUGCUGAGACUCAUCAGAUUUCAGAAAUAGCCGAACCUAGAAACCUUCAUCAUCAAGAGACUGUGCAGCUGUUACUGCCUGAUGACUCUAGAUCUCAAGCUGCUACUGUACCAGCAAACAUCAUCUGGACCUCAGUGUCUGCUGCUCCUCUUCCCACCGCCUGCCAACUAGUACCUAACCCAGCUCUUAUGCCUCCUUCAUCAUUUAUGCCUCUUAUUCAAAAAGAAGCUAGCACAAAAAAGCAGUCUCCCUGUGCGGAAGUUCCUCAAAAAAUAAAGCCUUCCUCACCAGAUUAUGCCAACCUACUGCAUUCACCAAGUGACUUUUUGCAUGAGGCAGGACCAAGAGGAGAUGCUGAUAGCAUUGUAGUUCACAGCUUACAUCCUAACGAUCGAGAAUCUUCUGACAUCCAAAAUGAACUUCUGCAGAUUCAACACAUAAUGCAGGAACAUCUGGAGCAGAAGCAAGAACUGAAGGCUUGGUGUAGAUAUGCAGGAGUCUUGCGUGGGUGGGUGGAGACUCAUGAUGCCGUGCUGAACCAUGAUGAACAAUCUAUCACACAGGAUGUGCAGAGCGACCUGUUGCAGCUGGAGCUACAGAUUGAGAAGCGUAAACAAAAGCUAGAUAUGGAGAAGACACAGAUGCAGGGUUAUAUCAGCCGUAUCCAGGAAAUAAGAAUCUUGCUGGACUGUUUGUAAUGGAGACUAUGCACACCUUAUGCCUUUCAACUAAAGCCAGCAUCUGGCUAGUGACUUGCUCAGAAAUGUGUUUUUUAUUGGAUCUUUUAUUAUUUUAUUUCAAAAUGUUAACUAUUAAAUGAAUUAAUGUAUUACAUAAA